AGUUCGAUUGUUACGAAACAACAAUUUGCAUUAUUACAUAAUUGCGCUGCGGACCGCACAAACAUCACACAUAUCCAUGAGUGGCCACGUACGAACCAGUCCACAAAUAUCAUACUGAGAAUCUGAUGAGCUAGAGAAAGCUACAUUGAAAGACGCCGAUAAGAGACGUUAAAAAGAACUACAACUAUUGCAAACAGAUAUACACCAUGGAGACUAAUUCAGAUAACAGUACUGGUGGUCCAUUUAUCAUUGAUGAAUACAACUUAGCCUUAUGUGCCAUUGUUACCGUGGCAAUGCAGACAUCUUUCUUCAUUGUAGCAGCAACAUGCAAAUUUGACAAGGUCACAGAUUUUGCUGGGGGAACCAACUUUGUCGUCUUAGCAUUACUCUCAUUCUUACUAGCUCAGACGUAUGGUGUGCGUCAGAUAGUGGCGACUGUUCUGGUGUGCUUGUGGGGGAUUCGUCUAUCAGGAUAUCUCUUGUAUAGGAUCAUCAAGAUAGGCGAAGACAAACGAUUUGAUGACAAACGAGAGAAUUGCCUCAAGUUUGCAGGUUUCUGGAUAUUCCAGGCUGUAUGGGUCUUCACUGUAAGUCUCCCACUCAUCUUCAUCAAUGCUAAGAAAUACAACGAGGGAACUACUUUUGAGGCCCUGGACUACGUAGGGACAGCCCUGUUCAGUCUUGGUCUAAUUAUCGAGACCAUUGCUGACCAACAGAAGUUCAAUUUCCGCAACGACCCAGCCAACAAAGGGAAAUGGUGUCAAGCAGGUUUGUGGAGCUGGUCUAGGCAUCCAAACUACUUUGGUGAGAUCAUGCUAUGGUGGGGUAUGUUCAUCAUGAGCUGUAGUGUAUUAACUGGUGUUGAAUGGAUUGCUGUAUUAGGCCCUCUAUUCAUCUCGCUUAUUCUACUAACCUUGAGUGGCAUCCCCCUACUGGAAAAGAGUGCUGAUGAAAGAUAUGGACAACUUGAUUCCUACGUAAUCUUCAAGAAAUCAACCAGUCCAUUACUCUUGUUUUGGCCACGCCUCUACCAGGUUCUGCCCUCAGCCGUCAAGUGUCUCUUCUGCUGUGAGUUUCCAUUCUAUAACAACAUUGGUAAGACCUCUCCUGACCCUGAGGGCGCUACUCCCAAUGAAGAGACGGAAAUCGUUAGAGCUUGAAUCAACUCAAAAUGAAUUUAUUUUCAUAUUACAUCUAUGCAAGGUAGUGUGAGCAGUAAGGAUGGAACCUAAUGUGUACUUUCACAUCCCUUAAGCUUAUUAUUUCUCUCUUUUUAGAAAAACAUGGUCAUAAAAUAUCAUAAGUUUGAAUUUUUUGAAAUAGUUAGAUUGGUCCCCACAAGUGAAUUAUUUCUAUGGAAAAAAAGAAGAAAAAACAAUGCUCAAAGAGGGUCAGAGGUGCUUUUUCUGCAGGACUAGAACAUAAAAAUAUAGAAAUGUAAUAUACACACAAACAGGUUUACUGAGUUGUCAUUGGAUUACUGAUACAUGGAUCAAGGCCUCAUUCAGAUAUGCUUUGGUAUACUGCAGCGUGUUUUAAAAUAUUAUAAUCACAUAACCUUGAACCUGGAAGAAUUACUCUCCCAAAAGCGUGAACGCUGUCCUGGAGAGGGCUGUGCUGUGUUGCGUGCUGUUGGUGAUGUGCUGUUGGUGAAGUGAUGGUGGUUGUUCUCCGUGCACUAUAUACAAUGUGCAGGGUGCAGUGUGCAGGUGGUGCAGGUGUGUACAGGUGUGUCACUCGUUACAACAUCUUCAGGUUGUCCUGUUUCUGUUUUGUGAAAUAGGCUCCACAUUUCUGUACCUUAUAACACAGAGCUCAGUGAAUACACAUCUGAGCUUUGUUGCGUGCAGUUGCCAAUCACUUUCAUGCUUUCUGGAGAA
This is a messenger RNA of Strongylocentrotus purpuratus (purple sea urchin), 1880 nucleotides long. RefSeq lists its product as uncharacterized. Bases 207 to 1160 code for a protein of 317 amino acids. The transcript is spliced from 6 exons. Gene Ontology annotation, molecular function: oxidoreductase activity, acting on the CH-CH group of donors. Gene Ontology annotation, cellular component: membrane. NCBI's taxonomy places the organism in Eukaryota, Metazoa, Echinodermata, Echinoidea, Camarodonta, Strongylocentrotidae. The record is from RefSeq and is a predicted model, not a curated record. Gene Ontology annotation, biological process: lipid metabolic process.